Messenger RNA from Aspergillus mulundensis, 1542 nucleotides. RefSeq lists its product as uncharacterized. NCBI's taxonomy places the organism in Eukaryota, Fungi, Ascomycota, Eurotiomycetes, Eurotiales, Aspergillaceae. The record is from RefSeq and is a predicted model, not a curated record. The transcript has a single exon. The coding region runs from base 1 to 1542 and encodes 513 amino acids. Gene Ontology annotation, biological process: peroxisome inheritance. Gene Ontology annotation, cellular component: extrinsic component of intraperoxisomal membrane.
AUGUCUGACACCUUCGAUGCGCCACCCCCUCGACGGUCGCUCACCCUUCCGACCAAGCUGAACCGUUCCGUCCAACGCAAAUCCGACUCAUACAAACCAUCUGAGAAUGACCUUUUCUAUCAUCCGUCUGCCAAGGUCGUCCACUUUGCGCCGCGGGCUGUAGCCCCGAUUCCAUCGAGUACCACGCCGUCCGACUUCGACUACCCCGUUGAUACCAUCGAGACACUGCCGUGGCGGUCUCCUACCGAGCGGACGGUCGCGUUCGCACCGCUGAGGCUGGAAAAGGUAUACGGAUUGACAGUGUUCCUGAAAUGCGGCAGUGUCGUUCAUGCCAUCUUGAAGAACUCGCAGUGUUGGUGCGUGGAUCGGGAAUCGACUUUUGUUUUACGCAUCCGUCCCCUCACAUAUUACCGAAUUGAGCUGCCGAACGAAACCGAGCAGGAUAAGGAGCUUGUUACGCGGUUGAAGAAUGCGCUGCCUCAGAUUCUCCGCUAUGAAGUAACCCCGUGCCCGUUCAAGCGCGGAUUUACCGUCGAGAUUCCAGAAGAGGCGAAGGCCCCCCGACGGAAGAAAGCAUGGCGCCCGAAAGGACGAAGAGAAAGUGCUCCUACACAGUCGGCUCACGGUCGCGAGUCUCUCGAGGUAAAAGGAGCCGCCACUCCUGAUACGCACAGCGCAGGCGAGGACACAGACGGGACAGCCACUGAUGGUACUUGCUUCACUCCCAAGGGAAGCAUUACGGGACUGGAUACAAUCCCGGAUGAUCACGAUAGGUUGCCAGAGCCUAUCAAUAUCCCAGAACCUAACAACUGGUCGAGACGAGCAGUGGCCGAGACACAGCAGAGCUUCCAUACCUUGCUGGCGAGGUUUGAAGACACCUCCGAGACUCGAGACCAGGAACACGCGCUUUCCUCGAGUGUCGAGUCUUCCCACUCGAUCGACAUCACACCAGAGCCAUCUCUGACACCCCCGUCGCCCACAUCACCGGAUGUGACACACAGAACGCGGUAUGAACCUUGUGAUAUACAGGAGCCUUCAGAGGAACUGGUCUGUCAAGAUACUCUGCAAUCCACGGACCGGCUGUACGCACCUGCACAAGACUUGUUCCCUGACGACCAAAGCUUCAGGUUGCGUCGAACACCGGGCUCAUUUUCCAGCAUUCACAGUGCCACGUCUACCGCAUCUAAUUCAGACCUUUCUAGCAUGAGUCUCGAAUUCCGCCGCCGGUCAAAGGCAUCCUGCGAGCGAGAAACCGGACCCGUGCCUCCACCAUCUACCCUAGUACUCUCCAACCCAGAAAAGCACGAUGCGGCCUCGUUGAUCCAGAAGACCUGCACAUUAGUCCUAGUUCCUCCAAUCUCCCUACUCUUAGUCCUCGUCCAUAUCGCCGCACGGAUCGUUAUAGGCCCAGCACUCGACUCACCAGCCGGAGAGUUCUAUCGAAAACUCGAACGUCAAGCUUCUCGUCCUCACGAGGCUGUGGAUGAUUUUGAUCUUCCACUUGCACCGCACUGCUCCAGCAAGUCGUCCGUUUCGGACUAA